AUGCGCCAGGUAAAGACCCAAAGACAAAUAGAAGAGGCCUAUCGGCAUCUAUACCCACAGCUCAGCUACCACCCCCUAAUUCUCCCUAAGGUCAAUCCCUCUGAACUGGACCCCCAGACCAUGUCCAUACUAGAAGCUACUUUUGCGCUUUUGAAUACCACCAACCCCAACUUAGCACAGGAUUGCUGGCUCUGCCUUCCUCAAGGACCGCCCCGCCCUAUAGCCAUCCCCACCUUCGCCAAUUUAGACAUCAACGAACGAUGUAACCCUACUUCACUCCCCGAGCCGUUCCCCAUACAAUUUUCAAAAUUUUCAACCACCUUUAAUACCUCAUGCUUUGUCAAGAACGAUUCCCUCUCUAACGCCAGUAUUGACUGGGGAAUCCUUUCAUCCACUGGAUGUAGUCAAUAUAUCCCCGUGAACUCCUCCCUCUGUAGUCCUAAUACCACUGUCUUUGUCUGUGGAAAUAACCUAGCAUACACCUAUUUACCCCCGAACUGGACAGAGGUCUGCACCCUAGCCACCCUCCUCCCCAAUGUAGACCUGAUCUCGGGAGACACCCCAUUGCCCAUUCCCAGCUUUGACCUCUGGGCAGGGAGAACCAAACGAGCCAUUACAGUCCUACCCCUCCUGGUAGGAUUAGGAAUUACAGGAGCUGUGGCCACAGGGAGUACAGGUCUUGGGGUCUCCCUUCACUCCUAUAGUCAGCUGUCUAGGCAAUUAAUAGAAGAUGAUGUAGAAACUCUCUCUGGGACCAUUCAGGACUUACAGGACCAAUUAGAUUCGCUGGCCGAGGUGGUCCUACAGAAUAGGAGGGGCUUAGACUUGCUGACAGCUGAACAGGGUGGGAUAUGCCUCGCCCUAAAAGAAAAAUGUUGUUUCUAUGCAAAUAAAUCAGGCAUUGUAAGAAUCAAGAUCCACCAGCUCCAGGAAGACCUAGCUCGCCGCCGGCAAGAAUUAGCGGAUAAUCCCCUUUGGUCAGGAUUUCAUGGGAUGCUCCCCUUCCUCCUCCCCAUCCUGGGCCCUCUACUAUGCCUCCUUCUCCUCCUCACUAUAGGCCCCUGUAUACUCAGUAAAGUCAUCGAUUUUGUUCGCGAAAGAAUAAAUACAGUCUAGCUAAUGAUAUUAAGAACACAAUAUCAGCCUUGCGAGGCCUCAGAAAUUGAAGAAACUGAGCCUUGAGGACCCAAGAUUGGCUCCUCUGGUUCAUGAGAAAGGGGGGAAUGAGGGGGCUAUGUUCUACUUUGGUGGGAAUAGGACUGAGUUGACGCCCUGCAUUCAAUUUGUGCCUUUCCUGGAGUUUCUUUUCUGUUCCUCCCGGAGGAGAAGGGCCGAAAAAGGGCCAUUCCAGGGCGCGGCGCUGGGCUUGCCACAUUUGGGAGCGCCGCCUGAAGUUGGGCGCACAGCCUCCCGCCGCCCUGCCGUUGGGCUGGUGGAGGCCGCAGCACUGCUAGGGUUGCAUCAGUCUUCCUGUUUGCACUAUUUCUUUUUGUGACCA
Molecule: messenger RNA, 1498 nt
Organism: Lagenorhynchus albirostris (white-beaked dolphin)
Lineage: Eukaryota; Metazoa; Chordata; Mammalia; Artiodactyla; Delphinidae
Product: syncytin-1-like
Exons: 1
Coding region: 1-1116 (371 amino acids)
Source: RefSeq, a predicted model, not a curated record